GAACUUUCGAUGCAACAUACUAUUUUCCGGUUACAUUUUGGAUACCUUGAUCAUUUUGUCAGACGACGAAUCGUUAUCUGAUACCGCCAAGCCACCACAGAAAAAGACAAAAAUUGAAAAUUUUUUAGAUAAAACUAAAUAGAUGUCAUGUGGUGGGCGUACAUGAAAAAAUGUAAUAUGUAAUACUCACAUAGUUGCACAAUGCAUGCCAUACACAAAAAGAAACUGAAAUGGUUAAUGUCACAGAAGAUCAUAUUUUUCAUGAUAGCCAUUGUGGUGGUAUGGGGAAUGUAUUUGCUGUCAGUUCCAAGCUUGAGACAAAACAAUAACGUUCCAGAAACGGAAUAUUUAAAAUCUGAAAUUGUGAAAUUGUCUAAGCAAUAUGUGCAGGCCAUGGCUAAAGAAAACAGAAAAGAUGGAUUGUCAACUGGCAAGAUUCAAACAGCUGUUUUACUAACCAACAUGCUGGAUCGCAUUGAGCAACUUGAAAACCAGUUACAUAAUGUCAUUAUAAACAGUACUGAAACAUUUGCAACUAUGGUAAAAGAAAUAAAAACACUUAACAAGACCAUUCUUAAAAUCCAACGGAAUAAAUCUACAUCUUUUACUGAUGUUUGCGUCAUACCUAAUGACCCUGGAUAUCCACACUGCGCUGAAAGAGUGGAGUGGUUAAAGCUGCAUUGGAAGGCCAGAGAAUACAGAGACAGUGGUGUUAACGGAACGAUAUGCUCAAUUCUUCACUAUCUUAGCCAUUCUGAAGAUCACUGUCCAAAAAAUUAUCGCAUUGAAAAAAGUAUAGUUCCAAGUACAUUCAAUCAAACUGCAGAGAAUAACUGCUUGGCUCGAAUUCACGAUACUGCCUAUCCGGCUUGCAAAGAAAAAAUUGAGUGGAUGAAAAGGUUCUGGCAAUCUGAUCCCACAUACACAAGUCAUGGCGUAGAUGGUUCCAUAUGUUCAAUUGUAAAAUUCCUGAGUGAGGUUGAGUCAUGGUGCCCACUCAUGCAUGGUCGAACAGUAAAUACUUAUCAAUGUGCUAUUCCAAAAGUUACAGAAUUUCCACAUUGUGGCGACAAAGUAGCUUGGAUGAAAACCUUUUGGAAGUCUGAUCCGUGCUAUGCGAAAGUUGGUGUCAAUGGAAGUGUCUGCUCGUUUAUUGUCUACUUAGGAGAGGUAGAGGCAUGGUGUCCUCUUUUACCUGGACGAAAACGUAUUGAUACGUCAGUAACCUUUUCUGGUCCAGCUUUUAAACCUGAUGUGAUGCAAAAUAGUCUUGAACGUCUGUUAGAUAUUCUUCAUGCUGGUCGAGAAGAAAUCAAAUACAAAUGGAUGAGUGAGAGAAUUACUCGACUAUGGCCACAAUGGUUGCAAGGAAAAAAAGGCUUGCAAGAAAGAGUGAAACUUGACAGUUAUAGAAAAAUGAAGAUUUUGAUAUACAUUGGUCUGUUAGCUGAUGAGAAAAUAUAUCAUUUCGCUGAGCAGGCAACGAAAGGGGGACCGCUUGGAGAGUUGGUGCAGUGGAGUGAUUUGAUUGUAUCUCUGUAUCUACUCGGACAUGAUAUCACCCUAUCGAUGAAUAAAGCGGGCAGAGGAGAAAAAUCUUUACCAAACAUUUUAAAAAAGAGUAUCGCUGGUUCUUGUCCUACUGACCAGAAGAGUGAAUACGACAUUAUUUACACUGACUACAUUGGUUUAUCUCACAUGAUACGCAAGUUUAAAAAUGUUAACAGUAUAAAAUGUCAUUUGCGACUUGUUGAUUCAUUUGGUACCGAAGCCCAGUUUAAUCACAAGGCCACAGCCAGAGGCGGUAAAUCUCGCAACCUGUAUGGUUAUCAUGAUUUGGAUUUGAAGCAGUACAAUACCAUGUUUCCGCAUAGCCCUGACAACACGUUCUUGGGUUUCAUUGUUGAAAAUAAACUAGAGGAAAAGGACGUGGUGAAGAAGAAACGAAUCGCACUUGUUUAUGGUAAACACGUGUCCAUGUGGAAGGAUUCAAGCAAGAUAGCGUUUCUAGAUAUUGUUCAACGAUAUUUCGAAGUUCACGCAACCGUGGGAGAUGUGGGUGAAAGCCAGAAGGUUUCCUAUCUUCUUCCUAGAUACGUCAUUAACCAUGGUGUCGUCACCGGUGGCGAAUACCAAAAGUUGCUUCGAGAGGCAACACUAUUUGUCGGUCUUGGAUUCCCUUAUGAAGGCCCUGCUCCUCUAGAAGCAAUCGCAAAUGGAUGUUUUUUUCUGAAUGCAAAGCUUGUGCCACCUCUAGGAAGAAGCAACGACAAGUUCUUUAAACAAAAGCCGACCGAAAGAUUGUUGACAUCGCAACACCCGUACGCCGAAAGAUACAUUGGCGCGCCGUACGUGUACACGGUGGAUUUGUCGAACGAAAAAGAAGUUGAGGAGGCCAUGGAAGAUAUGGAAACAAAAGCAGUUCCACCGCACCUACCGUUUGAAUUCACAUACGAAGGGAUGUUGGAGCGUUUGUACGCGUUCACAAAACACCACAACUUUUGUAACCAGAGGAACGGACGAACCAAUUCAACAUGGCCGCCAUUAUCUGCAAGAAAAAUACUUGUGGGGAAUGUGAAUGAAGGUUGCGAUGUUGUUUGUGCGAAAAAAGAUAAGAUUUGCGAACCAGCUUAUUUUCCAUCGCUAAACGCAAAGAAGCACUUCCCGUCAUGCAAUUCAAAAAGUCACAAACCCUCGUUAGUUGCACCUGGGAUAAUGAAGAAUAAUGAAUGCAUUCAACAAGCGAAUAAAUUUUUUUAUAGUUGUACUGCUAAAAGUGAAUUCACCAAAAGAUUGUGUCCUUGCAGAGAUUUUGUGAAGGGUCAAACAGCUUUAUGUAAUGAUUGCUUGGAUGGACUUCUAUAAGUAUUAAAAAAAAUUAGCCCGCUCAUUUUCUAUGGGAGUGAAUUGAAUUGAACGCGGAAGAAAGGGAACGCCAAAAAGAAUGAAGAAAUAAUGUUUAUGAAUGAGUCUCGUUCAUUUCGCAAUUGAGUAAAAAAAUUCAAAUUAAGGAAAAUACCAAGACUAGCUAUCCGAGGUAAUUAAUUCUCUAUCGUUGAUCAUCCAUUUUAAUGGAAAAUGCACUUACUCGCACUUUUUUAAAUCAGCAAUUCAAGCAAUUUUCUAACACCUAGUCACAAAACUUUUUUCUAAAAUAUUUACUUCAAACAGGUACUUCACUUCAGGUAUUUCUGUUCACUACUCCAUGUGCAGUCAAGUUAUAAUGCAAUGCAUUGCGACUGUUGACAAAGUGUUUCGCUAAUGUAAAAAAAUACUUCACGUCAACGUGGAGGUACGAGAACAAAAUAUUAAAUUAAUAUGGGUUGUAAUUAAUAUUAAAAUUAAUCUAAUUGAGAUUACACUGAAGUCCGAAAUAAUCGCGGUGUUAAAAGGAGGCUGGGAUCGAAGGUUAUCCUUAUACAGUUUUUAUAAUAACUAUAAACAUGUCCAUGAAGUUUUUAAAAUAUUUAGAUUUUUUUUUUUGCACGCUGUUAGACUUUGUUAAAAGUAGAUGUUAUUUAUUUUAUUUUUAUUUUUAACUUGUAAAGUUAUAUAGUAGUAAGCCUUUUUAUUAGUUGCUUGUCGCAUUGCUUUGUCGAUUAUUCGAACGCCAUAGAAUGAUUUGGGUAAUUCGAAGUACCCAAUUUUUAGGAAUACACGUGUUUUAUUAUAUAUUAAAAGCACGUUGUUUUUUAUAUAAGAAACCAUUUUAUAAGAAACUGACUAGUCAUCUUCUAAAGAAUUAAGAAACAUUUACCAGUUGAAAUGCCAAAUAUUUAAGUAAAAAACUUUUACCAUUUCAAAUGACGGAAGACGAGAAAGUUUUUUAUUUCAUCUUUUAGAUAUGUUUAUAAAAGUUCUUUCUUGUGCCAAAAUCGUGUUUUUGAUUGAAUAUCCGUGUGAUUGAUUUUUCCAGGUAAAUGACUUCAGAAUUUAAGAAACUCUUACUAGUUGGCUAUUUGCUUGGUGUCUUCUAAAAAAAGGUUUAAUAUAGAAAUGUAUUCGAUAUGAACCACAACUUGUUUUCUUGGAACAAAUAGCAAUUGUUUUCUCAACUUAAAAGAGAAUUAUGGUUUUAUCAGUAUUGUGGAUAGAACUUUAAAUGUUAAAAUAAUAUUUUUAGAUAAAAUACAGAAUUGUUUAUUCA
Hydractinia symbiolongicarpus is the source of this 4147-nucleotide messenger RNA. Its product is annotated as alpha-1,6-mannosylglycoprotein 6-beta-N-acetylglucosaminyltransferase A-like. The transcript has 20 exons. Lineage: Eukaryota; Metazoa; Cnidaria; Hydrozoa; Anthoathecata; Hydractiniidae. Gene Ontology annotation, cellular component: Golgi apparatus. The coding region runs from base 202 to 2865 and encodes 887 amino acids. Gene Ontology annotation, biological process: protein N-linked glycosylation. The record is from RefSeq and is a predicted model, not a curated record. Gene Ontology annotation, molecular function: alpha-1,6-mannosylglycoprotein 6-beta-N-acetylglucosaminyltransferase activity.